Sphaeramia orbicularis (orbiculate cardinalfish) is the source of this 3139-nucleotide messenger RNA. It is a transcript of the gene susd1, whose product is annotated as sushi domain containing 1. Gene Ontology annotation, molecular function: calcium ion binding. The coding region runs from base 278 to 3001 and encodes 907 amino acids. The record is from RefSeq and is a predicted model, not a curated record. The transcript has 20 exons. Lineage: Eukaryota; Metazoa; Chordata; Actinopteri; Kurtiformes; Apogonidae.
CCCAUUAGAAAGAGGAAGGGUGUUGGUUUUCACUGAGUUGACACACAUAUUAGAGAAGUACUUUACCCUGUGGAAUAUACAAACAUUACUUACAUUUUACAUUGAGUCUAUGUGAACUACAUGACCUGUUUGAGUGUCGUCUUAAUCCUGGUUAUCAAAUCCGCUCAGCGUUGCCAUGGUCCACAAGACGGAAACAAAACUAAACACACACACACACAUACACACACAGUGCGGAUGAGGAGGUUGAGUGUCUGGUGAAGUGAGGACAAAUGCACCGAUGGAUGACAGAACCAUGAUCGUUGUGUUUCUGCUCUGCGUCACAACAGUUUCAGACAUGCCAGUAGCAGGCCACUCUCUGGAUGUUUGUGCUUCCUGUCACGCUAACGCCACAUGUGAAGACAAACUUGACGGCUCUGGAAAAGUUUGUAACUGCAAGUACGGCUUUGUUGGAAAUGGAAGAACCUUCUGUCAAGAUAAAGAUGAGUGUCAGAUAGGAGCCACUAAGAUCUGUGGACAUCACACAACCUGCCACAAUACAUUUGGCAGCUACUACUGUACCUGCCUCGAUGGCUACAGCCCCUCCAACAACAUGGCCAUCUUCAUCCCAAAUGAUGGCACCCACUGCCAGGAUAUUGAUGAGUGCAGGAUCACAGGGCUGUGUGGAGAAGGAGCCGAAUGUAGGAACCUGGAGGGGAGUUACGACUGCAGCUGCAAACUGGGAUACAGAGUCCACAAUGGACACGAGCCCUUCCAGCCCGACAGAGACGAGGCUACCUGUGAAGUGGUUGACUGUGGACCCCCGGUCUCAGUGGAGGAUGCCACACUGCUGUCGAUCACAGGGACCACAUACAACAGCAUGGCCACAUUUACCUGUGACGAGGGUUUCCUAUGGAGACGAGGAGACAACACGUCUGUGUGUGGAGCUGAUGGACAGUGGAGACGACCGACCAUGGUCUGUGAAGAGGUCGACUGUGGCCCCCCCCCUGCUCUGCCUCACUCACGUAUGCUGUGGAAUAAGAGCUCGAGGAUGGGCGCUGAGGUGGUUUAUCAGUGUAACUCUGGAUAUCGUAAUGUUGGAGAGGGCAGUGUCUCUACCUGUUCUGCUGCUGGACAGUGGGAGGGACCGUCUGUCCUCUGCAAAGAGAUCUUGUGUGGAAAUCCCCCUGUAGUUGAGUCCACAGAACAGAUGUGGAACGGUAACUCGACCCCUGGCAGCACGGUACUUUAUAUGUGUAAAGACGGCUUUUAUUACAAUGGAGGACAUAAUAUAUCAAAUAUAUCAGUCUGUAAUGAAAACGGUCAGUGGACUCCUCCAACCCUGGCAUGCCAAGAGAUAAUAUGUGGAGAUCCUCUAACGCUGCCUCACACUGGGAAAGUGUGGAACGGCAGCUCCAAACCUGGAAGCACAGUGACGUACUACUGUAAAACAGGCUUUUAUUACAGUGAAGGAAACAAUGUGUCACUGUGUACAAUAUAUGGUCACUGGACUGAGGCAAACAUCUCAUGUAAAGAGGUUGACUGUGGCAUUCCCCCGACACUCCCUCAUUCAGUCAUGCAGUGGGAUAAAAGCUCCUCUGUGGGCUCUAAAGUUAUUUAUCGGUGUAACUCUGGAUAUAAAGGUGUUGGAGACCGAAAUGUGUCAGUUUGUAAAUCCACUGGAGAAUGGGAUGAUGCCUCUCUGCUCUGUCAAGAAAUAACUUGUCAGGAGCCUGCCGUCAAACCAAAUGUUAAAAUUCUAUGGGACGGCACAUCACACAUUGGCAGUGUGGUGUAUUAUGAGUGUGAUGAAGGAUUUUACACCCAGAGUCUGAGAAACUACUCAGUAUGUGGAGAGAAUGGACGCUGGGAUGAUGUCGAUUUCUGGUGUGAAGAAAUAAGUUGUGGUCCUCCUCUAUCUGUCCCUGUCACUAACCUCCUGUGGGACGGCAGCAGUAGAGCUGGCAGUGUGGUGAUGUAUGAAUGUAAGGAUGGAUUUUACCAGGACAGUGGAAAUAAUGUCUCUACAUGUUCAGUAGCAGGAGAGUGGAUGAAAGUAUCUGUAAAAUGCAAAGCUAAAUGUGGCCCAGCUCCUUCUCUUACCCACUCAGAUGUGGUUUGGCACAACAGAAGUGUAGUGAUCCACCGCUGUGUGGAUGGAUUUCACAGCUGGAGAGGCAGCAACAUCUCUGUGUGUGACAGCUCAGGGGUUUGGCAGAACGCCACUCUGAAAUGUGUAGAAAUCAAGCCACCCAUCAAUCACUUACAUGUCAUAAAUGAAAAAUGUCUGCUCUGGAAAGCAGAAAAGUAUGAAGAGGAUACCGAAGUUUACAAGGUGAGUUUCAUAGGAUCUAGAGAUUACCAGACGUCCUUUCAUGACAAAAGGAAGCGGUUUCUGAGCUCCAAAGCUGAGGAGCUGAAACUCUGCCUCAACCUGCUUCCAUUCACAAACUACAGCAUCUCCAUCACCGCCACGUUAGCCAGAUUCACAGCCUCCAUCACCACCAACACCAGCUUACCAGUACCUGCAGCACCAGUGGUUUACUACAGAGAAUUUGAGACUCCUGUACCAACUCUGACACUUCGCAGAUCACCAAACACACUAGACCUGAUAAGUUUGUACCAAGUGUUUGUGCUUCCUGUGGAGGGGAUUAUGGUGUUUGACUGUUCCUCUCCUGGACACCCAAACCCCGAAACCAAAAGCAGAUCCUCAACAGACUACAUCGCCGCCCAAAUCCAAGUCAGACGUGUUGGGACAGAGAUGAAUUUUACUGUAGGGGAUGGACUCUAUUAUGAAGGCUUCUUUAACACUCCACUACAGAAUGGCAGGAACUACUAUAUCAUCUUACGAGCUGUCAGUCAGUGGAAAACAGCUUUAAAAAGUUCCUGUGUCCUCUGGGCUAAAGUCAGAGGUACGUCAUUUGCUCUGAGGGUUUCCUUGCUUUCUGCUGCUGCAUCGGUCGGACUGGUCGCCUUGGCCAUUUUGUUUGGAUACAGUUACAUCUGGUGUUUCAGGAGGACGUGAUGCUUCACUCUGCUGAUGUUUUGUAACUUUAUUUAUCACUUUUAUAAAUUAAGUCUUGACAUCCUACUUAAUUUUGUACAUUUUGUAAAUAAUAAUAAUAAAAAUUCUUGCAGUUUUCUGUAAUGUGUGUCCAUCCAA